UCCUUGCUGUCCUGGUCCCGCCCCUGCCAAGAGCUCCUGCCGGAAGAUGGCGGCGGCCGCGGAGUUGAAGCUGCUGGAGAAGUCCCUGGGACUGAGUAAAGGGAACAAAUACAGCGCUCAGGGCGAGCGCCAGAUUCCAGUUCUUCAAACAAACAACGGUCCAAGUCUAACAGGACUGACUACUAUAGCAGCCCAUCUUGUCAAGCAGGCCAACAAAGAAUAUUUGCUUGGGAGCACCGCAGAAGAAAAAGCAGUAGUUCAGCAGUGGUUGGAGUACAGGGUAACUCGAGUGGAUGGGCACUCCAGUAAAGACGAUGUCCGCACUCUGUUGAAGGAUCUUAAUUCGUAUCUUGAAGAUAAAGUCUACCUUACAGGAUAUAACUUUACCUUAGCAGAUAUCCUGUUGUACUAUGGACUCCAUCGCUUUAUACAGAGGCAGAAGAUUCUCACUGCUGAUAAUCUAAGUAAACUGAGCCAACAGAGAUGGACUUUUGAGACUACCCAAGACAAUGUUAAAAGAUCAGAUAUUGAUACAGUAGUAUCCUCAUGUCCACGGUAAAAAGGAAGGCAGGAUGGUUGACCUGACAGUUCAAGAAAAGGAAAAAUAUCUUAAUGUGUCUCGCUGGUUUUGUCACAUUCAGCAUUACCCAGGGAUCAGGCAACAUCUGUCCACUGUUGUCUUCAUCAAGAACAGACUAUAUACUAAUUCC
Messenger RNA from Felis catus (domestic cat), 710 nucleotides. It is a transcript of the gene EEF1E1, whose product is annotated as eukaryotic translation elongation factor 1 epsilon 1. Gene Ontology annotation, biological process: positive regulation of DNA damage response, signal transduction by p53 class mediator. The transcript has 5 exons. Gene Ontology annotation, cellular component: nucleus; aminoacyl-tRNA synthetase multienzyme complex; cytoplasm. The record is from RefSeq and is a predicted model, not a curated record. The coding region runs from base 47 to 559 and encodes 170 amino acids. NCBI's taxonomy places the organism in Eukaryota, Metazoa, Chordata, Mammalia, Carnivora, Felidae.